CGUUAGCGCAUGCGCAGUAUGAAUUGGACGCAAGCUGGGCUUUGCCAAGGUAACGGGCUCUGUUUACAUCGUCCUGACAGCAGAGAUCGAACCUUGUUGCAGCACAAAGGAAGUCCGAGGAAAAGAGAGUCCGCAGCAUGCCCGUCCGAUUCAAGGCCUCAUCAGAAUAUGACAGGAACUUCAAGGGGAACACAUCUUAUGAUGCAAGUGAAGGCGCCACCCAGAUGUCCAGAUGGGCCGGGGUCCCAUCUGAUGAGCUUGGGAUCACUAAAGAGCCAAGCUUUUCUUCAAAACGAAAAGUUCCAUAUUACCACCCACAGAUUUCAAAAUCAUUUCAAUGGAAGGAAAAUGAUGACUAUGCAGCAGACAGUAUGAAGAUAGAUCGAGGUAUUGGAGAGGACUUCGUCGAUAAAGAGAAAAUCCUUACACCGGAUGCACCAAGGUCAAAGACGAGAGCUAGGUCCAAGUCAGCAGUGCCUAGAAUAGAGACUGAUAAUGGGCACUCAGCAGCUCCCAGAAUGCAGGCAGCUGAAGGCCACUCAAAGGUGGUGGUAACACAGCUUGCCAAGGGUAGUUCACCUGCAGUAGAAAUAAAAAAUAAUCAAGAUGACUCUAAAAAUGCGCCAGUGCCGAAGAUAUCAAUUCAUCGCAAGGAAGCAAAUGGGGUUCACAGAGUUCUGCAGAAGAAAGCUGGCAUGAAUGUUGCCCCAUCACAUCACCCUCUGAGGACAUCUGAAUAUCAAAGGCAGUUCGAAAGAAAAGCCUGCACAGACAAUUCUCCUUUGCUUGCAGCAGAGCAGGUAAUACACAACAAGAAUCAAUCAGUGCCACCAUUUAAAUUAAAUCUCAACACACAGACAGAAUAUAAUAGUCAGUUUAAAGGAUCUCCACCUGCUAAAGGUCCAAAGUUAAGAAAAGACUGGGAAGACAAACAUCACACAGAAUAUGACAAAGAUCAUCAUUCUCCUAAAAGAAAGGAUAAAAAGAAGACGGUUGGUGAGGUGAAAUCUGGUUCUGCCAAAGUGAACACAUCGGACAUAGAACAGAAAGAAACUGACCAACAAAAUGUUCUAAAAGAAAAAAAUCUGAAGGAAAAAAUUCUUAAACAACUUUACACUCCCACAAAAUAUUACAGGAAAGCAAAAACAGAAUAUUCUGCAAAUUUUUUAUCUCCUUCAGAAUAUAAUUACAAAGAUGGAGCUUGGAUAAAAGCAAAACGUCAAGUAAAUGAUCAAGACUCUCCUCUCAGUGUAGGCUCCAUGUGGGUCGCUGAGGUAAAGGAACUGCGAGAAAAGGCUGAAUAUUAUAGACGCCGAGCUCAAGGAACUCAUUUCUCCCGGGACCACCUUAAUCAGAUAAUGUCUACCAACAAUAAAUUUUGGGAUGUGUCUUCUACUGUGAGCAGCGAGGAGGAUAUGAGCAACAAUAUUAAAGCUUUAGAUUUGGCUGGUCUACAUACUUCUUCAAGGAAUGAAAACAGACACCAGUCACCAACCAAAGCUAAAGCUGCCUCCAAUACUGGAAAUCUUGGGGUUUCGGAUGUUUCCACCCACCCAGUUAGAAGAAAACUAGUUUGGGAUGAAUGUGAGAACGCAGAAGAGGUAACACCACUGAGAUCAGAGGGUGCCCCCGAAGAAGCUGCUGAUGCAGAAGAUGGAGACCAGCCCCAGGAAAACGCUAAAGAAUGGCAUGCAGAUAUUACAGAAACAAGAAUCAAUUGCGCAAAAUCCAGUUUCCCAGAUGACGAAUCUGAGCGUACCUCUGUAACUUUAGAGGUUGAAGGAAGACUUCCAACUCCAAAACUGAAAACCUUUGGACUGGCCCAGAGGACCCACCAUGAUCUAACAACUCCAGCCGCUGGAGGCGCUCUGUUAGUUUCACCUUCAAAAAAUCAUCAGCAAACACCAGAGGACAAGAAUAAAGGAUCUUCUAAAAAACACGGCUCCCCAAAGAAGACUGCCUCCCAAGGUGUAAAUGAAACUUAUUCAAAAAGGGAUUAUCAGCAAUCUGCACAGUCUCCACCAAUUGCUGGUCUGAGGACGGUAGAUCCAUUGCCAAUUCGAGAGGAUCCCUGGCCAAGUUCACGUAUUUCCAAUAAGCCCCUCCCAGCAACAAUUGCGUAUCCUGUAAGCAGACCUGUAGAGGAUCCUUAUUUACCACUACCUCGGCAGUGGAGUCCAUCGUGCCGGAUACAGGGAGCACUGCGAAAUCCAGAGUUCCAGCAUAAUGGGAACUUUAACAGUUUCGGCUUCUACAGUUCAGCUAUAAAUGAUGACGAUAGCAUUGAAGAUGAUCGACUCUCCCAGAUCUCUGCUAGGUCAGCAGCUUCUAGCUCUUUGGCCUCACAAGUUCUAGAGCGUGCCCAGAAAAGAAAAGAGAAUUUCUGGGGCAACAAAUGAUCAGUUGAUCCAUCAACUUCUAUUUAUAAAAUAUUUUUUUACAGAAUUUGAUAAGCAAGAAGGAAUAAUGUUUAGUAAUGUUGUAAAUGAUUUUUGUAUUUUUCUUCUGAAAUCCUGGAUUGAUUUGUACAUUUUUGUAUUAAUGAAUACAUUAUCUGUGUAUUAUGAUUAUAGUUUUUUAGUAUUUUAAAUCCCACAUGUUUCCGAUUACCACUGAAAACAAGAAUAUGGAUAAACCAAACAUUUUUAUGAAUGGGUUUAAUUGUGAACAUGCUUAUUCAGUUUAAAGCUGAACUCUAGAUAGAUACAAUAGACAUAAAUUAAUGCUGCUCUGUAAUCAUGAAUAUAUCAUUAUAGGAAGAGGGUCAAAAUGAUGCUGGCCAUUAGACUGGGGUGGUGAAAAAGAAAUACUGUGGAAGGAAGAGAGCUCUGUGAAUA
This is a messenger RNA of Rana temporaria (common frog), 2837 nucleotides long. RefSeq names its product Mdm1 nuclear protein (gene SAXO6). NCBI's taxonomy places the organism in Eukaryota, Metazoa, Chordata, Amphibia, Anura, Ranidae. Bases 138 to 2399 code for a protein of 753 amino acids. The transcript has 15 exons. Gene Ontology annotation, molecular function: microtubule binding. The record is from RefSeq and is a predicted model, not a curated record. Gene Ontology annotation, biological process: negative regulation of centriole replication.